AUGGCGUCCGUCCACACCGCGCCUCGCGCGCCGCUACCCGCCACGGGGCCCUCCUCGUCCUCGCCGCAGCUGGACCCGAACCCUAGCCGAUUCCUCGCCGCGCGCCGCCUCCGCGUCCGCCGCCUGGCGGGCGCCGCGCCGACGCCGACGCGCCGCGCUCUCGACGCGGCCUCCGUGUUCCGCUGCGGCGCGCGCAGCCCCGGCGCCGACUCCGGCGGCGAGCGCCGCCGGGGCUGGGACGCGCUCUUCCACGGCGCCUUCCAGGGAGCCGUGCGGCGGUGGAGCGAGUACGUCGGCAGCCGCUGGCCCUCGACGCCCGCCUCGAAGGAGGCCGGCCCGGGGAAGAGGGCGGAGAGCUCUCGCCAACCGGAGGAGAAGGUGGAGGAAGACGGCGAGGGCAGGGAGGUGGAGGACGGAGAGGGGAAGUGGAGCUGGGAGAGGUGGAAGCAGCACUUUGCUCUUAUUGAGGAGAGCGAGGGCCUUGUUGAUGAACUGCAGCUACAACUCCGGACUGCUGUGUAUAGAGAAGACUAUAGGAGUGCUCACAAACUGAAGUUGGCCAUUAUUUCUACAUCAAGAAAUGAUACUGUUGGCAGAGCAAUAUCUGACUUACAUAGGGCCGUAGAAGAGGAGCGUUAUAUGGAUGCAGCUCAUAUUAGAGACCACGCUGGUGCCGGACUGUUGGGAUGGUGGUCUGGAAUUUCCGGAAGUUUGUCUGAUCCAUAUGGUCUUAUAAUUCGUAUAAGCGCUGAACAUGGACGUUACGUUGCAAAAAGUUACGAUAUCAGGCAGCUGGGUUCAGAUGGUCAUGGUUUCCCUAUAUUCGAAAUUUAUUUUGCAGAGGCAAAUGGAGGAUACAACCUGCAGGCAGUGCAUCUGAAACCAGAUGCCAGUGAUUCAGACCAGUUGCCAAGUAUGUUGAGUGGAAAGAUAGACAUCAACAGUAUGAACAUUUCUAGUAGUUCCUUAGGGGCUAAGCAUGAGGAACACGACGAAGGCAUAAAUAUGGAUGAUCAAAGUAGUGAUGACAGUGACGUUGCUGCUGGGCCAGCUGGUUUGAAGAAUUUGUCAAACGAUUCACCUCCAGUUCCCAGGAUCAAAAUAUUGAAAGUGGCACCUAUGGAAAAUAUCAACCAAGACUAUAUAAUUAAAAUCUUUGACCAGAUGUCAGAGGAAGAUGAUGAAAAUGAUGAUGCUGAGAUCGAAAAUGAAUCUUCACAAGAUAUUGGUGAUGAAGAUAACAAUGAAGAAGCAGAAAUAAUUUCAGCAGAAGAGAAUAAUAAUGAGUCUGGCGAGGAAAGUGAUAUUGAAGCCCUACUAUCAAUAGGAAUUGAAAUUGAGAACGGCAAGGAAUUUGCUUCUCAGUCAUCACCUAAAACCUUUGAACGUAUGCCUGCUAAAUUAGACAAGAGAGACCGCUUUUCAUUCUCCUUCUAUACUGAACAGUCGAGUAAAAAGCCAGAUGCAGAAAGGGCUCAGCAGAUUCCGAAGAAGCGAGUUGGCUUCCGUACCAUUGAACAGGAUGGUGAUCUAAAGUUUGAUCGUGUAAAGUUGGCUGGGGGCAACAGGAAACUACCGAUAUUGCAACUUGGUCUUAAGCAACACAAUAACAAUGUUCAGCCAAAACUAUAUGGAGUUACCCACUUCAGCCGUAUUCAGAUGCCUAUCUCUUCCGAUCCUCUUAGUGGCUUAUAUGAGACUGCAUCUGGAUUCGACUCAGAAGUCCUUAGUUUACAACGGAAAUUCGGUCAAUGGCAGGAGGAUGAUUCACCUGAGGAGCAUGUGGAUCUUAAAUUUUACGAGUACGUCGAAGCUGUCAAAUUGACUGGGGACAAUCUUGUACCAGCGGGUCAGGUUGUCUUCCGUGCCAAAGUUGGCAAACACUAUCUGCUCCCUCAUAAGGGAAUCAUCCCUAGAGAACUCGGAGUGGUUGCUAGGUAUAAGGGGCAAAGGAGAAUUGCAGAUGCUGGUUUCCAAAAUCCUCGGUGGGUUGAUGGCGAGCUUUUGAUACUAGAUGGAAAGUUCAUCAGAGAUGGUCCUGUGAUAGCUUUCUUUUACUGGACAUCAAAUCUCCAUCUUUUUGAAUUCUUUAGGCGGCUGAGUCUUCCUGACUAGGUUGACUUAAAGAGCUGCAGUUGAAGGAGACUGAACAUUGAAUUUCUGUGCACUUGUUACCAGGUCUGUCGACAAUCACAAAUGCUGUUGUACAGUUUACAGAUGAUAAUGUACAUAGUUGCCUUUCGAGCAAACUUGACUUUCAUCUGGCAUCACAUUUUCCAAAUACGGGGUUUGUUUCAAAGAUGACCCUGCAAUAUGAUGAUGACAACAUGGGAGUGCCAUUCACAUAGAAAGCUGUAAAAUUGAAGGGCGAGAAAUUGAAGCCAGAGAAGAAAUCUGCCAACUUGAAGGGUGAGCAUUUCUCAUUCUGGGUUGAGGUCAAGACUUGCUACAUCAGAAGCAGAUAAGAGUAACUUAUUUCGAGAACAAGUAGAACUGUAGAAGUGAAGACUUGGCCUUCAUACAGGGCCAUUUUGUAUGUGAAAUAUAAGCAACAAUUUUUUGCAGCGUGGUGAAAACUUGAGUGUGUUAUCGCGUAACUAAGGUCACCGUUCAAACCGGUCAUCGGAGAUAUAGACUGAUGUAUAUUUAUACAGCUCGAUGCCAAUAUAUUCAAUUAUGUUGAACUA
Molecule: messenger RNA, 2687 nt
Organism: Lolium rigidum
Lineage: Eukaryota; Viridiplantae; Streptophyta; Magnoliopsida; Poales; Poaceae
Product: protein EXECUTER 1, chloroplastic-like
Exons: 12
Coding region: 1-2115 (704 amino acids)
Biological process (GO): response to singlet oxygen; singlet oxygen-mediated programmed cell death
Cellular component (GO): thylakoid membrane
Source: RefSeq, a predicted model, not a curated record